Molecule: messenger RNA, 985 nt
Organism: Mesitornis unicolor (brown roatelo)
Lineage: Eukaryota; Metazoa; Chordata; Aves; Mesitornithiformes; Mesitornithidae
Gene: PUS3
Product: pseudouridylate synthase 3
Biological process (GO): tRNA pseudouridine synthesis; mRNA pseudouridine synthesis
Cellular component (GO): nucleus; cytoplasm
Molecular function (GO): pseudouridine synthase activity; RNA binding
Source: RefSeq, a predicted model, not a curated record
AUGGCCGAGGGCAGCGCGGUGCCCGAGCACGACCGGCUCCUGCGGAGGGUGCAGGAGCUGGAAGAGGAGGUGAAGCGGCUGCAGGAGAAGCUGCGAGAGGAAGAGGAGGGCGCUGAGAGGACAUACGGCCGCAGACACGUGGCGCUCAAGAUCGCCUACCUGGGCUGGGGCUACCAGGGCUUCGCCAGCCAGGAGAACACCAGCAACACCAUCGAGGAGAAGCUCUUCGAGGCCCUGAGGAAGACGCGGCUGGUGGACGACAGACAGAGCUCCAACUACCACCGCUGCGGGCGGACGGACAAAGGAGUCAGCGCCUUCGGACAGGUGAUUUCCUUAGAUCUCCGCUCCAACCUGGUGGAGGGGAAGAAGCUAAACGGCCACAGGGGUGAUUCGGAAGGCCAGGAGGAGGAGGAGGAGCUCCGCUACACCCACUACACCCAUAUCCUGAACCGGGUGCCCCCGCCCGACAUCCGGCGCUAUUUCUUCCCCUGCGCCGACCUGGACGUGGCCCUGAUGCACUCGGCGGCUCAGAGGUACGUGGGGACCCACGAUUUCCGCAACCUGUGUAAAAUGGACGUGGCCAACGGGGUGGUCAACUUCCAGAGGACGAUCCUGAGCGCCGCGGUGACGUGGGUGGAGAGCGAAGGAGAAGGCGCCACGGGAUGCGCCUUCCUGUAUCACCAAGUCCGCUGCAUGAUGGCCAUCCUGUUCCUCAUCGGGCAGGGGAUGGAGAGCCCGCAGAUCAUCGAUGAGCUGCUGGACGUGGAGAAGAACCCUCGAAAACCGCAGUACAGCAUGGCAGUCGAGUUUCCCCUCGUCCUGUACGACUGCGAGUUCAGCAACGUCCAGUGGCUGUACGACCGCGAGGUGCAGCAGUUCAACGUCACCCACCUGCAGCAGCUCUGGGCCAGCCACGCCGUCAAAACUCAAGUGCUCCGCUCCAUGUUAGGGGGCUUGGAUGCCGCUCCCGUGGCCACUGGCGAGA